Pecten maximus is the source of this 2656-nucleotide messenger RNA. RefSeq lists its product as uncharacterized. The record is from RefSeq and is a predicted model, not a curated record. Gene Ontology annotation, cellular component: nucleus. The transcript has 8 exons. Gene Ontology annotation, molecular function: RNA binding. The coding region runs from base 184 to 1227 and encodes 347 amino acids. NCBI's taxonomy places the organism in Eukaryota, Metazoa, Mollusca, Bivalvia, Pectinida, Pectinidae.
UGGGAACGAGUAAAACAUUUGAGUGCAGCGCCAUCUUUACCGCGAAUGGUAUCAAAAGGCAACAUGUGCUUAUAUUUAAAGUGACCAAAACGACACAUAUGUAACCAUUUAAGACAAGACCAUCGACCUGCACGUUUGAUAUACUUUGACUGACAGGUUUAACUUCUAGAAAAUACUUUCAUCAUGAUGCCAAGAAUGCGAAUGCCAAUGAGAGCACCACAUCCCAUGGGUCCUGGACCCCAUGGCCCUGGAGGUCAUCCAGGGGGUCCUCAUGGUCCCCCAAUGCCUCAUCGUGCUCCUCACAUCCCACCACAUGGCCGUCCUGGACCACCAGGACACAUGGCUGGACCUCCACGCCAAUCUAUGGCACCUCCUAUGGGUCAGGCAAGUGUAGGUAGUGUCACAAAUGAUCCUUCUACAGCUGGAGCCAGGGUGUUUGUGGGGAACCUCAACACAAUAGCACUCUCCAAGGAGGAAGUCGAGGGAAUCUUCAAACGUUACGGGGCAGUGACAGGACUGUCAAUGCACAAAGGAUAUGCCUUCAUACAGUAUGCUAGACAGGCUGAUGCUAGGAGAGCAUGUAUCAAUGAAGAUGGGAAAAUGUAUGCCAAUCAGACCCUAGAUAUAAAUAUUGCAUCUGAACCAAAACAUCGGCAAACAACCCCCACAAAUGUUACCAAGAAGACAACCACAUCUUUUCAGAGUUCUACAGCUAAAUCUACGGGAAUAAGUCGAAGCUUAAGUGGAGGUGGACCUCCAGCAAAAAAAAUGAGGACGGACACACAGAUUAGUGGUGGUAUUAAGAGGACAUUGGUGAGUCUUACCUCUGGAGAUAUGGGCACUGCAGCCAAGACAGGUCUCAAUAAGAAUUCAAAUGCUUCAACCUCCAAUUCCAGCAAGGUCGUUAUUGGAAAAGAUGUGCUGAUCUGUGGUGUUUGUAAAAGUCAGUUUGCUAGUCUCCACAGUCUAGCUCAACACAAGAAGACACCAUGUCGUCUCCGGUUCUCCUGUAUAUGUAAAAAUGCACCACCUCCAGAAAGUCCAGAACCAGCCAUCUUAUUCUGCGCUCACUGUGAUGCUCAGUUUGCAGCAUGUUGGGACCUUGUUCUUCAUGCACAACAAGAACACAGUCUAUCCAUUUACAAACAGGAAGGAGAGGAAAACACAGAGGUAGUUGUUGAGGAGGUGUUGGUAGCAGAUGGAGAGGGAGAAGUCAAUGGCGAGUGAGCAGAGGAUGUAUCGUCCCUGAGGGUGAGGAAGGCUUCACUGUUUAUUGUCAAAACUUCCUUUUACAGUCUUGGCCAGUGGCAAACAGAUGCACAAGACUAACAAGGGAGGUAAUGAGGACCUGGGAUCUACAUGGCCACAUGCCAAUUGUUGCAAUUAUUUUUCAUUGUUUGAUAUGAACACUUUGUUCAAGGUAUCUGGUAUCUAGGUGUAUUGUAUAUUUUGCAUAAUUACGAUAUGUUGUUACAUCUGCACCCUUGUUACGUUUAUGAGUAGAGAAGGAUAGGGUGAAGGUGGCGUUGCGAUUAUGUUUUAUCAAUGCUAUUAUAACAUUGUAGUGUAUGAAUUUCAAUAUGAGCAUUUGUUUUUUCCAAAAUUUGAUUUAAUUUGAAUUCUCUGAUAAUUUCUUUGUAAGAUUUGUCCAUUACUUAAGCUGUAGUAUGAACUCUGUUUUAAUACAAAUCCAGUAUCUCUAUAGAGAACAUACAAUACCAUAUUGUUGUUGUGCUAGUAUGAAAGGAAAUUUUUGUUAAAACUUUGGCCAUUAAAGACAAAGUAUCGCCAUCCUUUACCUUGAAGGAAUAUCAUGAAGUGUAUACAUGUAUUAAUGUUAUGUAUAUACAUUUGGUGUAUUCAUAGCUUGGGUAAAUCAUGUGGAUAUAGUUAUGUUCAUUUAUCAUGUCAUUUUACCUGUAAAUGUUUGUAUCUCACCUUGAAAUCUUAUUGUUUGUAAUAUGUAUAUAUGUACAUCUCCAACCCUAGAAUCCUGUUGUUGCCCACCAAGAAUUAAAAACACACUAAUGGAGUCUAUACUGAAAUAAUAUUAGUUAUUGUAUAAAUCUGACCAAUUACAAUGUAUAUCAUCAGAGUUGAGUUUGGUGAGCUAUAGCAUUAGUCUUUGGUAGUCAUUCAGUCUUUUAAUGAUGAUAAAUCCCAGAUGUUCAUUUCGUUGAUACAGAUAUCAAGCUUGUUUAUUCAUUUAUCUAUAGUGAAUUCAAAGUUCAAUGACAUUUCAUAUAUUGACAAUGAUUUAUUGAUUUAUGAUAAAUUUUAUUGAUUGAUCAACUAUUGAUUAUUGGUUAUUUACCUAAAGUAGUUAUUUAGCAUGAAUCUCACAAUCAUCAGUUUAAAAUCAAAUAAUUGAAUUAUAUUGAUACUGAUUUUUCAAGCUUUUCUCAUUAGCGCAGGCAGGAAGGUGUUGUGAAAAAGCAGACAUUCAGUUUGUGAAUUUUGUGUAAAAAGAUUUUGCAAAAAAAUAUAAAUUUGAGAAAUUGAACAUUUGAAUGGCUUGAAUUUUUGUAUCAGUUCCAAUUAUUGCCGCAUAUAUUAUGUACCCUUUGUUCUAUGAAUCUUUUGUCAAGUAAAUUUUGAUUAAUGUACUUGUUAACAUAAUUUUUUUCUCAAAUAAAAUAACAUCUAGGGACAAUUA